GAUCUCUCCACUAAUUCAUCGUAUGACUACAAGCUUGAUCCUAACUGGGCUGGUCGUUUCUGGUGCUGCCGUGAUGGUGAAGCCAACUGUGAUCAAUAUGGCUCGGCUGUGUUUCUUGCCGAAUUUUUGUUCAAAAGCUACGAAGACAGUGAGUUUUACGAUAUCUCGUUCGUCGACGGUUUCACUAUUCCCAAGAGCAUCGAACCCGAUGGCAAAGACGGCGAUGGUUACAACUGUGGUGCUCCUACCUGUUCGUCUCUUCCAUCGUGUCCCAAGGAACUCCAAAUUAUGAGUGAUGCUUGCCAGAGUGCCUGUGCUGCAUUUGGCACGGACGAAUACUGCUGCACUGGCAACUACAACGAUCCCAAGAAGUGCAAAGGCAGUGAAUAUGCCGACAAGUUCAAGGCUGGUUGCCCCGAUGCUUACAGCUAUGCCUACGAUGAUGCCAAGAAUACCUAUGGUUGCAAGGCCCACAAAUACACGGUUACUUUCUGA
Messenger RNA from Zychaea mexicana, 495 nucleotides. RefSeq names its product thaumatin. The record is from RefSeq and is a predicted model, not a curated record. Gene Ontology annotation, cellular component: extracellular region. The annotation marks the transcript as partial. The transcript has a single exon. NCBI's taxonomy places the organism in Eukaryota, Fungi, Mucoromycota, Mucoromycetes, Mucorales, Lichtheimiaceae. Gene Ontology annotation, biological process: defense response.